GGGACGUUCUCGGGACUCCCCUGCCUGGCGACCGAUGACGCCGCCUCGGAUCGGAGCCCCAUUGGUCCCUGCCCAGUCUCCGGGGCAGAGGGGCGGGGCUGGGGCAGAGUUUCUCCCGGGCUGAGCAGAGAAAGUCCCACUGCGGAGUCGGCUGCGAGAUGAUGGGGGGCUCCUGCGCCUUGGACUUGGGGUCCUCCUUGGGGCCGUGGCGGUGCUGGUCUCCCCUCCGGAGGUGCUGGGCGUGGGGGAGCCUCCAGGUGUGGUUGCUGUGAUGGCCAACGGCUAAAGUGACAAAAAGCUGAGCCUCUCAACAGACAAGAGAUGGAAGAUGCAGCUCCGUCCCAGAACACCUGCUUCAUGUGCAGAAGGUCCAGUCCCCCUCCACCUCCAGGCGAGGCCGGAAGGACUCCUGCAGAGUGCUGCCGGCCAGUGCAGGCAUACUGAACCGGCUGGGGGAUUGUUUUAUCCUCUUGAAAUGGUAACCCCGGGACCUCCUGGUGAAGUGUGGAUAGGAAACACUCGUGAGAAUUCUGCUUUCAGGUAAUGCGACCACAAGGGAGCAGUCCUCCUGAUUUGCUUGCAGGAGGUUUGCAGGUCUUAGGAGUGCACUGUCGGUGCUCACCACAGUAACACGAGAGUCCCAGAAGGAAGGCAUUAGGCAGGAGAUCUGUUUCUCUGCCUGGACUCGGUCACUUCAGAUUGCAGGAUCUGUAGCAGAGGGGGACGUUCCUCCACACAAGUCAGCACAAAACGUCGCUGCACAGAGAAAUCCAACAGGGUCACGGGCCAGAAAGAGGCUUCCCGCCUCCCCUCCGUCUCCGUGGGAAGCAGCCGAGCAGCUCCAGCCACUUUAAGGGUUAAGAAAGGACCACGGAGCCGAAGGAAAGAGCGCAAACGAGGGACGUCCCUUUCCUGCCCCGCCUCUGCCAGAACUGCGGGCUGGGAGCGCCGGAGGAGCCCCUCUUCCCCUGUUCCUGCGCAGCGAUGCUGGCGAGCGGGGUUGCACGGAGGGAGCCUCGGAAAAAAGGAUACAUCUCAGGGGUCAAGGCUGAGGGAGAACCAUCUGAAGAAACACUGGAAAAAGCUGAGGAGCAGGUGCAGGAGCAGAAACUGAGGAGUCAAGAUGGAGCAAAGAGACAAGAGGAGCGACAGACGCACACAGGGGACAAACCUCAUACAUGCUUGGAGUGUGGAAAGAGCUUCAGUCGGAGUGACAGCCUUACUUCACAUCAAAGAACUCACACGGGAGACAAACCUUAUAAAUGCUUCGAGUGUGGCAAGAGCUUCAGUCACAGUAGCUCCCUUACUUCGCAUCAAAGAACUCACACAGGGGACAAACCUUAUACAUGCUUGGAGUGUGGAAAGAGCUUCAGUGACAGUAGUGCCUUUAGUAAACAUAGAAGAACUCACACAGGGGACAAACCUUAUAAAUGCUUCGAGUGUGGCAAGAGCUUCAGUCACAGUAACUCCCUUACUUUGCAUCACAGAACUCACACAGGAGACAAACCUUAUACAUGCUUGGAGUGUGGAAAGAGCUUCAGUCAGAGUAGCCAACUUACUUCGCAUCAAAGAACUCACACAGGGGACAAACCUUAUAAAUGCUUCGAGUGUGGCAAGAGCUUCAGUCACAGUAGCUCCCUUACUUUGCAUCACAGAACUCACACAGGAGACAAACCUUAUAAAUGCUUGGAGUGUAGAAAGAGUUUCAGUCGGUGGAGCACCCUUAGUACACAUGAAAGAACUCAUACAGGGGAAAAACUCUAUAAAUGCUUGGAGUGUGGAAAGACCUUCAGUCAGAGUGGCCACCUUACUUUGCAUCAAAGAACUCACACAAGGGACAAACCUUAUACGUGCUUCAAGUGUGGAAAGAGCUUCAGUCGUAGUAGCUCCCUUAAGGUGCAUCAAAUAACUCACACAGGGGACAAACCUUAUACAUGCUCAGAGUGUGGAAAGAGCUUCAGUUGGAGUAGCGACCUUAGGACACAUGAAAGAACUCAUACAGGGGAAAAACCCUAUAAAUGCUUGGAGUGUGGAAAGACCUUCAGUCGGAGUGACCACCUUACUUUGCAUCAAAGAACUCACACAGGGGACAAACCUUAUACAUGCUCGGAGUGUGGAAAGAGCUUUAGUCAGAAUAGCAACCUUACUUUGCAUCAAAGAACUCACACAGGAGACAAACCUUAUAAAUGCUUCAAAUGUGGAAAAAGCUUCAGCUGUGGUAGCGCCCUUACGGUGCAUCAAAGAACUCACACAGGGGACAGACCUUAUCAAUGCUUGGAGUGUGGAAAGAGCUUCAGUCAGAGUGGCUACCUUACUUCGCAUCACAGAACUCACACAGGGAACAAACCUUAUCAAUGCUUGGAGUGUGGAAAAAGCUUCAGUCAGAGUGGCGACCUUACUUCGCAUCAAAGAACUCACACAGGGAACAGACCUUAUAAAUGCUUGGAGUGUGGAAAGAGCUUCAGUCAGAGUAGCACUCUUACUUCGCAUCAAAGAUGUCACACAGGGGACAAACCUUAUAAAUGUUUUGAGUGUGGAAAGAGCUUCAGUCGGAGUAGCACUCUUACUUUGCAUCGAAGAAUUCACACAGGGGACAAACCUUAUAAAUGCUUGGAGUGUGGGAAGAGCUUCAAUUGUAGCAGCCAACUUAUGUUGCAUCACAGAACUCAUACGGGGGACAAACCUUAUAAAUGCUUGGAGUGUGGAAAGAGCUUCAGGUGGAGUAGUGCCUUUACACAACAUCAAAGAUCUCACAUGGGACAAACCUUAUAAA
Messenger RNA from Rhineura floridana, 2773 nucleotides. Its product is annotated as zinc finger protein 420-like. Bases 985 to 2772 code for a protein of 595 amino acids. The transcript is spliced from 6 exons. The record is from RefSeq and is a predicted model, not a curated record. Lineage: Eukaryota; Metazoa; Chordata; Lepidosauria; Squamata; Rhineuridae.